GUUUGUGGUGAUGUUGUGGAUUCACUUGAGUUUCCCACAGCAGUUUUCUCUAGAAGAGUGAAUGAAGUUACUUCAGCGAGCAGCCCCCUCUGUUGGCCAAAAAGAAGCACAGCGCGAUUGAGACCACAACCGGUGGGCUCUGCUGCCCGUUCUUUUUUGCCACGUAAAACAUUAUUUCACUUUGCGGUCUAUUUUUUUUUUUUUUUGCGGGGACAUUUCCAGGCGGAGACAUGCAACCAAAAACGGGGACUGUUCCCGGAAAACGGAGACGUCUGGUCACUCUAUCAUAAAAGCACCUCUAGGCUCUGGGGAAUUAGAUUUUAACAUGCUUUUUCGUCAUGACAACCGUUAAAGAGGUAGAACCUCGUGCGUGCAACCAAUGUGCUGCGACGCUCCGACACUCAACAUCAUUCACCCGCCCCAAUAGAAAAGUUUGUAAUGAAGUUUUAUUCUAGAGCGAACCGGACCGCACCGGACUAGUCAACCCAUAGAGGUGCAGCGCGCAGUGUUGCAUAUUCAGUGUUUUUUUUUUUUUUUUGAGCAACAUACAGCAAUGAAAGCCAUUGGAUUAACGUGAUUUGAUUUGAAAGCGGAUGGACCUUUCUCAUGUCCUGGCUGCUGUCCAGCAACAUAUAAGGCUCCCAUUGUGAUAGCACUGGUAACCACGGAUACAGAUGAAAUCAACAUCCUGUUCAAUCUUCCACACCGAUGUUUCCUACAUGUUGGGUUGGGUCUCACUGGAGAGUUGCUGCUGAUUUCUUUAAGGUUUGAAUCUGGUCUGGAUCUUGACCCAUGACAUUCUAGUGUUGAGGACAGCAGAAACUAUAAUUACCAUUUUGUUAGCCGGCCAUUCAUCCAACAUAAGCCAUGUUCACCCUGUCAGAGCUGGCCUCUCUGAGUGAGCACCAGGCCAGCUCCAAGCUGCUAAAACCCUGGUGGGAGGUCUUCAUGGAGUAUCUGGUGGUGCUGAUGCUCAUGGUAUCUGUGCUGUCCGGCACACUGCUGCUCUCUCGAGACCAGGUGGUUUGUCUCCCCCUGGACCUCCCCAUCACCCAGACGAACCAUAGCGAGGGUGGGCCAAUCCAUCGACCCCAGCCCCAGGCCAAGCCAUUUCCACCACCAGACAGCCCCUGGGUCCCUGCUAGGGGCAGACGCACACAUCUGGACUAUCAGCAGUACAUCUACAUCAGCCAGGUGUGCUACCACGAGGCCCUGCCCUGGUACUCUCGUUUUUUCCCAUACGUGGCCCUGCUCCAGUCACUGGUGAUGAUGGCCAGUGGCUGCUUCUGGUUCCACUUCCCGCUCACCUCUGCUCGCAUUGAGCACUUCCUGGCCAUCCUGGCCAAGUGCUGUGAGUCACCCUGGACCUCCCGAGCUCUGUCGCACGCCGCCCGCCAGGAGGAGGUAGAGGGGGACACCGGCCCCCAAAAGUUCCAAACGCCUCCUUCACCUCAGGCGUCAUCAGCCUCAGUACCCCGCAACCGCCAGUCUAGCAUGGACUCGGGCACGGACAGCCCACUUCUGGGGAGAUUGGAUGACAUGUCCACCGCCGCUCCUCCCUCGCCCUGCCCCUCGAUGCCCUUCCGGAGCUCCUCCCUGUCCUCAGUGUCGCCGACCCGGGGAUGCGUUCUGCCCUCUAAACCCUCUGGGGUGCUGGACAGUUCCCAGCGGGUUGCCAGUUUGGACCGGAGUGACGGUGAACAGGCCAGGGCACUGUUCGAGAGGGUACGCCGCUUCCGCUCCCACUGUGAGAACUCCGAUGUGAUCUACAAGGUGUACUUGGCCCAGACCCUGUUUAAGCUGCUGCUGGCGGUGCUAAUAGUGAGCUACACCACUCCUCUGAUGGGCUCCAUCUCCUUGAUCCACACCUGCCUUCCCCAGGCCCAUGCCCUGACUGGUUAUAGUGCCUUUGAGUGUACCCAUGCCCUGGCCUCGGUCCUUCACAAGCUACUGCUGGCCUAUGUCAGCCUGGUGGGGCUGUUUGGCCUGCUGAGCCUCUACGCCCUCAGCUGGAUACUCCACAGCUGCCUGCGCCAGUACUCCUUCAACAAACUAAGGGAGCUGGGCUCCAUGAGGGACGUCCCGGAUCUGUGUAAUGACCUGGCCUUCCUGCUGCACAUGGCUGACCAGUAUGACCCCCUGCUAGCCCAGCGCCUCUCUGUCUUCCUGUCACCCGUCAGUGAGACCUGCCUGCUGGAGGAGAGCCUGGAGAGGCGAUGGGGUGCCGAGAGACUGCACUCCAUGACCACGGUUGACCCCGAGGGACGGCCUCUGCUGCAGCUGGUGGCCCUGCCCCGCCUGCCUCCCGCCCUCUUUACCCUCAGCCAGCUGGUGGUGCUCAAGCUGGAGCUCAUCACAGAUGCCAAGCUCCCCGCACAGGUGGCCAACAUGACCUCACUCAGGGAGCUUCAUUUGUACCACUGCACAGCAGCUCUAGAGCCUGGUGCCCUGAUGGUUCUGCAGGAGCGUCUGGAGGUCCUGCACCUCACCUUCACUCAGGCUGCCGAGAUCCCCGGCUGGGUGUACUCUCUCCGCGGCCUGCAGGAGCUGCACCUGUCCGGCCGAAUGGGAUGUGAGAGUGGGGUGGGCCGUAGCUGGGCCCUGGGGAGCCUCCGGCAGCUCCGCCACCUCCGGAUGCUGGUGCUUAGGGGCAUGCUACAGCGUGUGCCAGGGGAGCUGGGGGAGGUGGCGGGGAGCCUGGUGAGGCUGGAGAUUCAUAACGAGGGCUCCAGGCUGCUAGUUCUGACAGGGCUUCGGCGCGUGGCGGGUCUGACUGAGCUGCGGCUACAGGGCUGCCACCUGGAGCGUAUACCCUCCGCCCUGCUGGCCCUCACCAGUCUGCGCACCCUGGACCUGCAAAACAACAGCCUGCGCACCCUGGAGGAGCUACUGGGGCUGGCCCACCUACGCCGGCUCUCCUGCCUACGGCUGGCUCACAACCGCAUUCUGUCUCUACCGGCCAGUGUUGGAGCGCUGCGUGCUCUGGAGCUCCUCGACCUGGGUUACAACCAGCUCCAGAGUCUGCCCCUGGCCCUGUUCAACCUCCACGGCCUACAUCGCCUCUUACUGGCCGGCAACUUGCUGGAGGAGCUACCGGCAGAGAUAGGGGCGCUGAGAUCUCUCACCGAACUGGACCUGAGUGGGAACAGGCUGGAGAGCCUCCCACCGGAGCUCUUCAGUCACUGCCUGGAGCUGCGGAGCCUCAAUGUAUCCCAUAAUUCCCUGGGUUCCCUGCCUCCAGGACUGAGAAAUCUAUGCCAGCUGUCUCGGCUGGACGUACGCAGCAACAGUCUGGAGGAUCUGCCCAUUGAGCUGGGCUGCUGCUCAGGACUGCAUGGAAAAGGUCUGCUAGUGGAGGACUGGCUGCUCCACUCACUGCCACGCCAUGUGAGGGAGUUCCUAACCCAGCCUGGAUCUCCCACAAGCAAGUCCACAGCUUCAAACUCCCGUCCAGACUCAGAUAGCUUCCCCUACUUCUCUACUACCCAGUGGAGCUUCUCCUCUGCUCCAGAGUCCCGGAUAUAGAACUGAAGAUGAACAUUGUUUAACGACACAUGUUUAACGAUCAGCCAUAACUUUAUGACCACUGACAGGUGAAGUGAAUAACACUGAUACACCCAUCAGCCAUAACAUUAU
Molecule: messenger RNA, 3636 nt
Organism: Esox lucius (northern pike)
Lineage: Eukaryota; Metazoa; Chordata; Actinopteri; Esociformes; Esocidae
Product: volume-regulated anion channel subunit LRRC8D
Exons: 6
Coding region: 868-3525 (885 amino acids)
Molecular function (GO): protein binding
Source: RefSeq, a predicted model, not a curated record